This is a messenger RNA of Moneuplotes crassus, 901 nucleotides long. The record is from the annotation of a GenBank genome assembly. NCBI's taxonomy places the organism in Eukaryota, Ciliophora, Spirotrichea, Euplotida, Euplotidae.
AUGGAAUCGAAGGAUAUGCAGAAUUCCGAGAUCCAGCAUGUUUGUGAGUCUCAAGCUGACACUAAACAUCUUAAUGAAGAACAUAAAACUGAUGAAAGCAGUAAAUUAUCCAGAGAUGCAGGCCGAAUCAAAGAUGAUCAAGAAAGUCUGAAAUUAGAGCAGGUCUCUUCAACUCAGCAUCAAAGGGAGUGAGCACUGCUUAAUUUGAAGACUUGGCAUUAUGCUAAUAAAGCCUUCUUGAGUCAUUUAAAUCUCUAUGGCUCAAGUAGCUAUAUUAAUCUCAACCUUUUAAAGCAUACCCACUUUGGUUUUGUUAAGAAGAUGAAGUCCUUGACUCUACCUUCUCUGGACAGAGUCGAUUUAUUCAAUAUAAAAUUUGAUAGAAAGAACAAAGAUGCAUUUUUCAAAAAAUGAUUUCCGAUCAAAAUUCUAAAUUUUAGAAUCUCAUUAUAUUGACUAACAGAUGCAAGCAAAUUGCUCCUAAGAUUGUCUCGGGUCAGUUAUAAAGUUAUACAACAAAUUGGAUUGGCUACGCUAAUAAUUGAUGAGUCUCAGAUGAGGAAACUCUUCAUGCUUGUCAAACACAUCUUAAGAGUCAAUCUGAGUUUCUGUAAACUUAACUUCACAAAAGUCAUUGAUUUAGAUACAUGCUUAAAAGGAACUGCUAUUGAAGAUCUUCACAUCUUUAGUUGUGGGGGAAAAAUGUUCAGUGACUGGGUGAAUAAACCUGAUAAUUGCUCCAAAUUCAUAGAGAGCCUCUCUAAGUCUGAUUUGAAAAACUCUUUAAAGAAAGUUUUUGUUCAUGAAGCCCAGGUUGAAAGGGAUUUUGCUAGGCAAGCAAUUUUGAAGAGUGAGUUAAAACAUGUCACUUUUAUAAUAAAUUAGAAUCAAUCUUCUAAAA